Messenger RNA from Stylonychia lemnae, 480 nucleotides. The record is from the annotation of a GenBank genome assembly. NCBI's taxonomy places the organism in Eukaryota, Ciliophora, Spirotrichea, Sporadotrichida, Oxytrichidae.
AUGAAGCAUAAAAAAGCAUUAGUAACUAACUUUUAAAGAAGAAAAAUUUUUAACAUCGAAAAAAUUCCUCAUCAUCACAAUGAUAAUAUAAUGAAAAUUGAAAAUCAAAGUAUAAACAAAUAAUAGCAUUGCCAGAAAUGGUAGGAUUCAAAUUAAAACAAUGAUUCAAAUUAUAAUCAAGCAGAUUAUGCAAGUGUAAAAUCUAAAAUUUUAAAUGCAAAUUAAAAAUUAAAAACUAAAAUAAAAAAGAUCGAGUCUUAUUAACCAACUCAAGAAGAUGAAUUUGCGGAGUCAGAUAUUAGCGGUUCUGAGGAAUAUAAAAAGAGAUAAGUUAAUUCUCAAAAAUAAAAAACUUUCAAUGAGAGUUAAAAUAGUAUUAGCAGCUAUGAGGAAAGUAGUAGUGACCUAGAUUCUGACUCUAAAGACUAUGACUUCCAAUUCACUUAAAGCAGUAAUGAGUUAAAUCAAACUGUUGGAUGA